This is a messenger RNA of Habropoda laboriosa, 3385 nucleotides long. RefSeq names its product membrane metallo-endopeptidase-like 1. The coding region runs from base 24 to 3317 and encodes 1097 amino acids. NCBI's taxonomy places the organism in Eukaryota, Metazoa, Arthropoda, Insecta, Hymenoptera, Apidae. Gene Ontology annotation, molecular function: metalloendopeptidase activity. Gene Ontology annotation, biological process: protein processing. Gene Ontology annotation, cellular component: plasma membrane. The record is from RefSeq and is a predicted model, not a curated record. The transcript has 18 exons.
UUGGCUCCAGCCACGUUGGCGGAAUGUUACUCUUACGUCUGUUAAUUUUAGCGUCUUUGUGCGCUGCUAUUAGCGCUAGUUUACUACCAAGCUUAGCGCUCAACUACCCUCGUGGCUUGCAACGUUUAUUUGGCGCGAAACGGGAAGCCGAUGUUAAAGAGAAGGGAGAAGAACGUGAAGUAUGUAAAACUGAAGAAUGCAAUCUAAUUGCAAAAGUGAUCAAGGAAAGUAUGGACGAGACCGUGGAUCCAUGUGACGAUUUCUACGAGUACGCGUGUGGAAAUUGGUCGAAGGUGAAUCCUGUUCCUGAAAAUAUGACCUCGUGGAGUUUGUGGACUAUGGUAUCGAAGAAAGUCAUUAAUCAAGUUAAAGAAAUAAUCAAGUCUGAACCGAAAUCUGACGAUUUCUUCGCCGUAAAACUUGCUAAGAAAUGGUAUAAAAGUUGCACGGAUUUAGAUGGCAUUAAUAGAAGAGGAGUGGAACCGAUAUUGUCCACUCUAUGGAGACACGGAGGAUGGCCACUAAUCAUGGAAGAUGGGGAAUGGGAUGAAGACAUAUACAACUGGCAAAUAGUUGACGAUCAAUACGCUCGUUUGAUGGGAUUUAACGCUUUUCAUGACUUACGUUACGACAGUUUAUUAUACGAAGAUAACAAAACAAUAUUGAUUGAAACGCCUCAUUUACCACUUGGCGUAUACCAGAUUCUUUCGUUAGAAAGUAUUUUGAAUGCGGAUAGCAGUGAUGAAAACAACGAAAGCGGAGAAGGUAGUCAGGAAAAAGGAAGCAAGGAAAAACGACGGGAGAGUGAAGAAGGCGAGGAUGAAAAUGAAGAGGGUGAAGACAAUGACUGGUAUUCUGUCGAGUACGAAGAAGAAGAAGAGGAACUGCGAAAUAGGAAGGCAGUUGGUAAAAGGAAUCACAAAAGAUUAGGCCACCAUGGAAGGAGACAUAGCAAGAAGAAAAUGACAACUAGACAUGUUGCUAAAGUGAAAACGAGGAGGAGAACUAGAAGGGAAGUUAUGAGGAAGAAAGUUCUUCAUAGAAUGUUGCAUCAAUUGAAGAAAGCUAACAAACGUAAGCUUCAUCAUAGAGCUAAAGGAAAAUUGUCAAAACAUACGCAUUAUCCAGGUCUGAAAUUAUCCAGGAAGAGGAGUAAUUUGGGAAUGAAUAAGGAAAAAUCAAACGUAAAUCACAUUAAGAAGAAGAAGAAUAAUGGUAAGAGGAAGAGGAUUGAAAAGAGUGAACGUGAACACAAAGAAGAGCUGCACAAGAAGAAAAUAGCUAGAAGGAAGAAUGCUAAGCAACUGGGUCACGGUGAAAGGAAGAGUAAUAAGAACAAAGUACUGGAAAAACGUACCCAUGAAAAGAAGAUGAAGAAGAAAUCGAGCAGAACUGAAACGAAAGGAAAACUUCAUACCAUUGAAUCUCACAAGCGACAGAAAACUGCCAAUCAUAGGGUUCAUCGCUUCGCGAGCAAAAUGAGCGUUUCAAAACGUAGAAAGGUGCUGGCAGACAGUAACGAACCUGAGUAUAAUGAUAUAGAUGUCAGCAAUGAUGAUGCAAAUGAAUAUGACGAUAACAACGAGGAAAACAAUGAUGACUAUGAAACACCUGACAGUAUUUAUAUUGACAAUGAAGAAAAUGACAACAGUGAUAACGAUAACGACGGUGGUGAAGGAAGUGGUAAUGAUUACGAUGAUAACGACGAUGAUGAUGACAACGAUAGUGAUGAAGGAAGUGGUAAUGAUGACGAUGACGACGACGACGAUGAUGACGACGAGGAAGAAGAAGAUUUAGAAGAAUUGAGACAACAAUAUAAGGAAUACAUACUUAAUGUCUCGUUAAUACUUAUUGAAGGGAGAGGAAUUGACAUAUCGAGAGAGAAAUUGGAGCAAGAUGUCAAUGAUCUUGUUGAAUUUACAAUCAAAAUAGGAGAGCUCACGCUUGAUUAUGAUGAUGAACUUACGAAUACAACGCUCAAUGAAUUCCAAAACUAUUAUAAAGAUUUGGGACCUGUUACAAGCAAGAACAGAAUAAAUUGGAUAAGAAAAGUGGAUAAACUAUUUUCCGAGGCUGGAGUGGAAAUCGAUAACGACGUGGAAAUUACUGUAACAGCUGUAAACUAUAUAGAAAAGCUUCACACUUUGCUGGAAGAAACACCAACGAAAACACUCGUUAACUAUAUUCAUUGGAACUUCCUUAGUAAAAUAGUAAUAGCUGGCCCGGAAGAAUUAAUAGAAUUAACAGAACAAUGGAGCGGAAGAAAUCCGUUCGGGUCCAGAGACGCGGUAUGUAUAGAAUUGGUGGAACUGACUCAUAUAGCAGGGUACGAGUAUGUUAGGAAAUAUUUGCCGCCCGAGGUAGCGAAAUCGGCCAGAGAUAUGAUCGAUGACAUACAAAAGGAAGUCGAGUAUCAGAUCAAGGAAUCCACGUGGAUGGACGACGAUACGAAACAUUUUGUUUUAGAUAAAUUGGUGCAUAUGAAGAAUUGGAUCGGCAGUCCAGAAUGGUAUCGAAACACUACACUUGCAAAACGCUACUUCCGGGGACUCACAAUUGGCCCUUCUUUCUACGAGAACAUUCUCAACUAUAUUAGAUAUAUUAAAUGGCAAGGCUUGCGGGAAAUAGUGGAGGAUAAUGAAGAGGAUUAUUCUGAUGCUAUGAAUCCUCUGGAAUUGAAUGCUUUCUUCAUACCGUAUGAAAAUUCUAUAUCAAUCACCGCGGCGGACCUUCAAAGCCCGUUCUUUUCUCCUAAUCGAACAUGGUACGUGAAUUUCGGUAUUAUUGGACUUGUCAUGGGCCACGAAGUGAACCACGGAUUCGACGAUUCAGGUCAUCUUUUCGACAUGGAGGGGAAUGAAAUGGAGUGGUUGACUGCGAUGGCAAAUGCCUACAAUAAGAGAGCAGGCUGCUUCGUUGAUCAGUAUAAUAAAUACAGUAUUAUCAAGGGAGAAAAUAUGACAAUUGAGAACUACGGGAAUCAAACAGUCGGUGAAAAUAUAGCCGACAGUAUGGGCCUGCAAGCUGUAUUUAGAGCUUACAAACGAAGAGAACGAGAAUGUGGAAAGCCAGAUCCUGCUCUACCAGGACUAGAACAAUUUACCAACGACCAAAACUUCUUCUUGUCAUUUGCUAAUCUAUGGUGUGAAACCGAGGACCGGAAAACUGCAUUAGAAAACGCCAAGUAUGACGUGCACAGUGCAGCACGUUUAAGGGUGAUCGGACCAGUGACGAAUUCACAAGCUUUUGCCAAAGCUUUCAAUUGCCCAGUUGGCAGUGCUAUGAAUCCUAAAGAGAAAUGUAACAUAUGGAAAUAAUGAAAAAUUUCUGAAUUUUUGUUAAAUUUCAAUCCAAUUUGAUAAUAUAAUCUUACUAAGAAAUGAAA